AUUCGUCCUCGGAACUCCUUGUUGAAGGCACUGUCUGUUUCUGAAGCUCUGUCCAUGUACACCAGUGGAUAUUAUCAGUGGUGAUUGUAGGACAGAUCGUUCUCUAUCAAUGUGAAGUGGAAUGUUCUCUAUACAAUACAACUUUGUUUGAUUAAUUAUUGACGUGACAAAUGUGGUCACAUUAAUCAUUUUUUCAAUUCUGGAAAACUUGUUUCCAAUGUUAAAACCGGCUUGUUUCGUGAUCGUAGGACCAUUCCAUUGAGAGUAUGCCUGAAUGAAACACGGAACUUGGUGCUACUUUGUGCUAUAUCUGCUGUGCAAUAUACUCAGUCUGAAUACUAGAGGCCCUCUCACCCUGAAACAGCAAGUCUUAUAUGUGCUAGUCUUGUGUGGAAGACCCACUUGUUGAUUAAAGUUUCAAUCAGGGUCUGUGAUUGCAGACUAGCCUCGUGCAUGGACAAACUGUUCCUUGGAAGGAAAAACUGAGCUCUACCUCACUAUUGGGACAAAUUAUAUUAAAGAAAAUUUGAUUUGAUUGAAAUAUGAACAAACAACUACAACUAUGUGUACAUGUCUUCAUCUCCUUGAUAAUAUCAAUGUCAGAGCCGAAUGAAUGAUUGCUCUUUCAUGUUGCAUGUCUUGUGAAUUUCUGCUUUUGAAUUACAAGUAUUGACUUAGGAAUAACUAAUGCAAGUCUAGAGGGUACUUGUGUCAAUAUUUACUCUCAUAAACUUGGAAUUGGCACUAAUGAUAUCUCUUUAGCAAUGUCCUCGAUGCCAGUCAACCACAAGCAAAAAGAUUAACUACACUUUGCAAUCAACACUCGAGGAAAACAAAUUUGAUCACGCUUUCGAGUCGCCAAAGAUACAAACUGUUGUGUUAUACACCAUGUUUGUGAUUUGAAAUCAGGGAGCAUUUUAUGAAGCAAGCAGUCCGUAAUUUCCGCUGUCUUUUGUUAUAAGCUGCUGAAAUUGUCACAUCUGAUUGGCUCAUCUCAAAUUUAUCAGUGAAAAUUAAUGAUAAAUUGCUUUAUGACGCACGAACUCUUUAGUUGAUUCUCUGACGACCGGUAUUCUUUGGAACUGAUUCUGUUGUUACACACCAGAGUGGAUGAAAGAUACAGAUUUUUUUGCUACAAAGUCUCUUAUACAACGGGGAGAAACAGUGACAGUCCCACACUUUCAACAAAAUAGAAAUAAAUCCAUAUGGCUACUUCGUCUCCUGAGGCUGAUGAGACCCAACCCACAACACAUAGUCUCAAUGGGUCAGACAUGGAGGAGCUCUCGUCAAAAAGCAUCGGGAUGGAAAAGAUUCCUCCUCUUAGUGCAAGCGAACUGGAGGAGCUCCUGAAAAGCAACUGGAGUAAACUCGUCAGGAAUCUAGAGGUGGAGCGGAUCUUACCGAGUUUCCAGGAUGCCUAUCUCCUCGAUGUAACGGACAGGGAAAGAAUUACUAAUGCUUCCAAGUAUCCGACAUCAGUAGAACGAGCUGGUAUUUUCCUGGACACACUGUCACGCAGAGGUGAUAAAGCCAUAAAGCUCCUCUUCAGCCAAGUUGAAGAGCACUAUCCAGACUUGUACAAGGAAAUAACGGGAAGAGAGCCAAAGAUCACCAGACAGAGACUGAAGACGAUCAUGGGACAGAAGGCAUUUCUCACACCGGCACUGACGCUGACCAUCCUGACGCAGCUGGCAGAGAUGCUGGAGGUGAAGGAGAAGCAGGAGAAAGAACUGGAGCGCAGCAAGAAAGACGUCGAAGUUCAGCGACUGGACAUCGAGAAACUCAACCACACCAGGAAUGUGCUUCUGAGGAAGAACAAAGCACUCCGAGUUAAGAAGGAAGAGAGAGAUAAGAUGGAAACAGAAUUAGCCCAGAGGACUACAAUGCUGAAGGAUGUCCAGAAUAAGCUCCUGAAGUUCCAGAGAGAAGCAGACAAGGCCAAGCAUCAUGCAAGAAUGGCAACUUUCAAGAACUUUCAUUUGGAGUACGAACUGAGGGAGACGCAAAACAGGAGGAACAUCGAACGACGUCAAACCCGGAACCUUCAGAGGAGUGUCAAGAACCAUGAGAAAUUGUUGUCAGAACACAACAUCACUUAUACCUUUGACCCCAAAAAGGUGGAAGAGCUUCAACGUGAACUUGAAAAGAUUGAUGACUUUCGGCGGUCGGUCGCAAUAAGCGACGAAGUGUGUGAAAUAUCGGAGCGAGUCAAGAGUCAACUCGCUGAUGUGAGACAAACCAACAAAGGUCUUAACUUGAAGGUGCGGAGAAAGCAAGAAGAAAAUGAACGGCUGAGAGGGGAUAUUGAUUUACUGAAGCAGGAACGAACGAUGAUGAGAGAGACGAUGAAGAUGAACCGCCUCCAUCUUGAGAUGUCUCAGAAAGAACUGGAGAUUGUUAGCCAUGAGAGGGCUAAGUUGAACCAAGCCUAUGAGGAGGUAUUGAAGGACCUGUCCCAAUCAUUCCUCAACACCGCAUCUCUACAGCGCAGUGUCAACAAGCUACGGCUAGACUAUGCUGAUCUCUCUGAAAGGGUUAUUAAUAAUAAUGAUGGUUCGAUGGAUACAUCAGGAGUAUUUACACACGGUGAUGCAGAUGAUGAGCUUGGAGAUGACGAUGAUGAUUUGGUCGAUGCACUGCUAGACGGUGCUUCAAGUGGAGUAGAUGAAAAGAUAGUUCCUAUGCCUCGGCCAAGAGUGACGAGAAUGGUCUCCAGCACCAGUCGAGGAUGCAAGAUAGAGCAGAUGAAGACAUUGUCCGAGUCCUUUGACAAGGAGUCGUCGGCAUCGUCGCCCUCCCACACGAUGACAAGCAGUUCCUCAACGACGACUGGAGAUGAUUCUGCCUCUGCCUCGCUCAGGAUCGGUCGCAUCUCGAGAUUCCCCAGCUACAGUUUCCUCGGGAGCAGUGAUGAUGACGGUGAUGAUGAAGACGAUUACGAUGAAGAUAUGGCGCGCAGCAAGAGCAGGUUGGAGGAGGAAUUUGAAAUUGUAGACCAACCAUUUUCGAUGCGUUCCAGGCCGGCCACCCGCCAUGUACGUGUCAUGCAGGAUCGCCGUCGAUCCCGAUCGCUCAGCCGACUGGAAGACUACGAGAACAUGGAGUUCUUGAACUCACCAGGUUGUUACAGGUAUGCCCAACCAGGCAGCAAAGAUUCCCCGCCAGCCAAAGCUCUCUCGCGGGAGAGUUCCGGCAAAGGUCAAAGGUCAAUUAACCGUGUUGAAUCUUGGCUUCUUGUCUCUAACCCCAAAGCAUCCGUUCCAAAGUUAAGGGUCCCGCCCAUGCAGGCUAAAGAGAACGCACAUAGUCCAGGAACCGACUCUGAAGGCUGCAUGCAGGAAUGCAUCCAGCCUUCGGAGCAGUGGUUAGGUCCUCCAUUAGAACCUAUCAAACAAGAAGAGCAGCUGCUCAGUAAACGCAUCAAAAACCUCUCCGGGUUCUUGGUAAUGAACCGGGGAUCCUACCGAUUUGGGGUGCAUAGAAAAGGUGGCCAAAAAGUAGUUAAACAUAAAGAAAAACCAGGAUGAAUGAAGGCAAUUAAGACUGCUCUAAUCUUGGAAACAAAAGUGCAAUAACACUGUAAAUAUCACUCCUCUUUUAAAUGCUCUGUACAUGUCAUUAAAUGAAUUGUGCUGGCGUAUCGUCAGUUUUUAAAAUACUUUUUAUAUUGUUUUUAAAUAUUAUACAAGUAUUUUUCAGACUAGCAUCAAAUGAAAAUAGACCUUGGACCUAUUUCUUGUAGAAAUUUGUGCAAUUAUUAAAUCUUGGUGAUGGUUCUCUUCUCAAAAAUAAGGCAUAGAAUGGCAUAGAUUCUUUUUAGAAUUGUAGAAAGACUGUUUAAGGAGAAUGAAACCAUCGGAGAAAAACAAUAGUAAUAAAAACAGAAAAUAAAGCAAUUUAGAAAAAAAUUCACUUAAUAUCACUUACGAAAUGACUGAGCUAUGGAAGUUCUGAAAGCCUUAAUUUACUUUAUAUGGCGAUCUUCAAAUUGGCAAUGUUGCUUCAAAAUGGCAGGCGAAGUAGCUCAACACUCAAUUUGUACAUGAACAUUAAUUUGUAUGAUUUCUUCUGUAGAUGCUGCUUGUCUUUUGAAUAAUUUUCCCCAUGAUAUCUGUAUAACUUCAGCAGUGGAGGUGACAGACUACAAAAAGGUGUAAAAGGUAUAUGAAUGAGUGUUACUCCAAAACCUAUCACAAUUUAAGCAUCAUUGUCCAUUUGAGGAGUGCCAUGGAACGUGAAUUGAGACUUUUCAAACCUUUUCAACUUCCUCAUUAAUAGCCGAUUUUGAUGGAAUUUUAUGUUUUUUAAGAUUUCUUCCCUCAAUACUCUUUUUUUUUCAUUAAAAAAAAAUUUCCCUGAAGUUUCAUUCUCCUUUGAUUAAAAAUGAUAUCACUCAUAAUCAUGUAUGUUAACAUCUCAGGAAAUAUUUAUUUGGGAAGCUCAAUGCAUUUUGCUAAGUGCCUUUUACCAAGCUUACUUGUAAAUAGGUGUACAUGUACAUGUAGCAUAGAUGAUUUUUUUUCUACAUUUUUGUAUUGGGUUAUGUGCCUGGUUCAGAGAAAUUACAGGUUUUACAAGGAGAUGUAAGAAAUGUUUUAUUGUGUUAUUCAUAUGAUCUCAUCUUUGAUUAUAAGAUUAAUGGUAGUCGAACGUACAUGAGAAGUAGAAUGUUGACCUUCCAAGUGCAAGAAUGUCUUCUAUAACAUAUAUGCUUCUGAGUACUCACAGUCAGUAGCGGACCAUGACCCGAAGGAGACAAAUGAUUGGAGGGGCACUGUAUUCUUUGUGAACAACGCUGUGCCCCUCCAAUGCUUUGUCUCCUCCGGGUCACGGUCCGCCACUGCUCACAGUAGCAAUUUACAUUUGAUGGUAGGAUUCGUUGAACUUUGUAAGGUUUGCAUGUGUGGGCGCGUUGUGGUCUAGUGGUUCUGACUCUCGUCUUUCAAACAUGGGGUCGUGGGUUCGAGUCCUAGCCGUGGCGUGUUUUCCUUCAGCAAGAAAUUUAUCCACACUGUGGUGCACUCGACCCAGGUGAGGUGAAUGGGUUCCCGGCAGGGUGAAUUCCUUGCAUGCACUGAGCGCCAGUGAUGGUACCUCGAGCCAAAGCCGGGAUAAUAAUAGUAAUAACAAUGUGCCUCGGAAUAGAUCGUUUCUAGUUAGAUGGUGCUAUACAAAUGCCUAUUGUUAUAAUUAUUAUAAUUAUGGAAUCUAACAUUUCAUCUCUAUUCUUUAUUUCUAUCUUUAUGGGCUUGAUUAAAAGUAUUUCAUGAUUAUAUACACUAGAGGUAUUUCUAAUAGAUCCUGCAAUCAUUUCUGAUCAAUUCUUUCAAAGUCUUCCUUUAUUCAUAAUGGUUAGCUGCAAUUUACAAUCCUUCAGCCAGUUUCAUAAACGGGGGUGUGAGGGUUCAGAUUUUCAGCUGAUUUCAGAUUGUUUUUGUUUUGAUUUUCAGCUUAAUUUCAGCUUAUUUUUGGCUUUCCUCUGUACAAAAAGUAUGGGAGCCCUUUCUAUUUCAGACUUUUUCCAACAUUCUUUAGCUUUUUUCGGAUCUUUUUAUUAAUUGUGACCACCUCACAUCCCUGCAUUAAGGACUUGAUAUCAUAGCAACUUUCCUUGGAAGUUACAGUAAUGGCAAAUUUAAAAUAGUUUCAAGCCUUUAUGUCACAAGCUCCAGGGGCCCGUAACAAAGGUGAAUUGGCCUAUCAAAAUCAUUGUCUCAUGCGCAUUUUGCUCUGUAGACUGACUGGGAACCAAUCAGAAUUGUCCUUUCAAAUUAGCGAUUAAUCGCUAGCCUUUGUGUUAUGGGGCCCAGUUCUUCAAAACUUUUCUUUCCAUCAUCAUGUACUUUAAUAAUUCAUCGGUCUCUGUCAUCAUUUCAACAUUGACUCUUCAUAAGUACAUGUACUGUGUGAGUUUGGUCAUCAUUUCAAUGGUGAAUUCAGGAUUUUGAAAUGGAGGUUGCAUGUGGCAAUUUCCUAGAUUCAGCAUUUAUAAUACGUACAAUGUUUAAACUGCAGGGCGCCUUUGUAAAGCAGUUUUAAGAACUGAACAAGCCUACCCUGCAGUAUAAAAUAAAUAAAACAAAAUAAAUAAAUAAAUAAAAUGUAUGUUUAAUGGGCUAUUCUAAGAAGGUAGAGGGGGCACCCCCCGCUUGGAUCUGCCAUUGCCAUUUUAGGAACAUUAGGAAUUUAUGUGAUCAAGGAGGCUCAGAAAUGUGUGAUUUUCUUAGUAAUUAGAAGAAAAAUGCCCACAUUAAAAAAAGGGUACUAUUGCUCCAGACUACAUGUAUUUUUACAGGCAAGGCCUGUCUCUCAUCCCGGAUCCACGCCUGACUCAUCAUUAUACUCUAAAUUUCCAUUCGUCCUUUGUACAUAAUGUGUGAUCCAAAGAUGUCUGUAUUAUCUAGACAUUCAUGAAUGCUUCAUAGAGCGUGUUUGCUUUAUAAAGCAUUGUUGUUUCAUAAUAGAUAGGUGUUAUUGUAUGGAUGGAAAAUGAAACUGUUUAGGUAUAGCUGUUGUGAUACUAUAGAAUAUAAAUUCAAAAUGAGGAUGAUACCAGACAUUUUAAUAAAGGUGCAGUCAAUAUGAUACUAAACAAUCUAAAUUAGGGUGAUACCAGAAAUAAUUGUGAUAUGAUACGAUACAAUCUUAAUUAGGGUAAUACCAGGAAUCCUCAUCAUUAAUAUGUCAAGGAAUGCAGGAAUUUAUGAGAAUAGAAACUAAUUGAAAAAAUACUUAUUGAGCCACACUUACAUCAAACAUUUCUCUUUGUGUCUUAAUAAAAUUAAGGUUGAAUAUAUGUAUUUAUGAAUGAUAAUGUCCUUAUAAUUACUGGAAUGAAAAAUCCUUCAUUUUUUUUUCAUUUUUUUUUUCACUGAUUGUUUGAUAUACCUCGGUUUCUAAAAUAUCUCACCAUUUUUUGUAUGGUGAUUCAUGUAUUCAUGUGGUCUUUGAUUGAAUCUUUCCUUAUCAUAUCUUAGUAUCCUUAUCAUAUCAUUAUCGACUGAUAUUAUUAUGUGCCUAACUUAUGGUAUCGCCAGACAGUAAUAUGAAAUAAUAGAUUUGGAAAGAAUGAUUGAAUUGCACAAAAAACUAUCAUAUUUCUAUCUUUCUAUGCAUGCUAUCCUAAUACUUGCAUUAAUUUGAAUACCUUUCUCAAACACUUGGGGAUGGGGAAUCAUUUGCUCUUGCCCCCCCCCCCCCCCCCCACUCCCCACAUUGUAGAAUAGCCUUCCUGAAAGAAAAAUGCAUUUCUGCAAACAUUU
Molecule: messenger RNA, 7262 nt
Organism: Lytechinus pictus (painted urchin)
Lineage: Eukaryota; Metazoa; Echinodermata; Echinoidea; Temnopleuroida; Toxopneustidae
Product: caspase recruitment domain-containing protein 11-like
Exons: 13
Coding region: 1206-3527 (773 amino acids)
Biological process (GO): Golgi to secretory granule transport; vesicle transport along microtubule; regulation of apoptotic process
Source: RefSeq, a predicted model, not a curated record